AUGCACGCGACUCCAGAAGUCAAGUGGGCGCAGCGGUCGUCUGAGACAGAUGCUGCAAAGAAUGUCCUGUAUCUUACAUUCGAGGCUCCAAACACCGUUGACCCAAAGGUCGACGUCACUGCUACGGGACUGCUUUUCAACGCAGAGACAAGAGCUGGCGGAAAAUACAGUGUAACGCUCGAGUUCUACAAAGAAGUCGAGAAAGAGAGCCUUAAGGUGCACCGGACGGAUCGAGGAGUCUUUCUGACGCUGCAAAAGAAAGAGCUUGGUGACAAGUAUUGGCCGCGGCUGGUCAAGGCGCCGGGGAAGUGUGGAUACAUCCGCACAGACUUUGACAAGUGGGUGGACGAGGACGAGCAGAAUGUGCGUACAGACGACUUUUCGUCCCAGUUCGGGGGAAUGGACGGCUUUGACUUCAACGGGUUCUCGGGCAAUGGAGACGCAGAGGAUAUGCCGAAGCUGGACGAUAUGGACUCGGACUCAGACGCACCGAGCGAUAUGGACGACGAGUCCAGGGAAGACAAGAAGGACGAGUCGCCGGAAGCCGGCGACUGA
Messenger RNA from Pneumocystis jirovecii RU7, 555 nucleotides. RefSeq lists its product as uncharacterized. The transcript has 3 exons. Gene Ontology annotation, biological process: chaperone-mediated protein complex assembly; protein folding. Bases 1 to 555 code for a protein of 184 amino acids. Gene Ontology annotation, cellular component: cytosol; nucleus. Lineage: Eukaryota; Fungi; Ascomycota; Pneumocystomycetes; Pneumocystales; Pneumocystaceae. The record is from RefSeq and is a predicted model, not a curated record. Gene Ontology annotation, molecular function: Hsp90 protein binding; protein-folding chaperone binding.